This is a messenger RNA of Priapulus caudatus, 1919 nucleotides long. RefSeq names its product zinc finger protein 433-like. The record is from RefSeq and is a predicted model, not a curated record. The transcript has 2 exons. Bases 20 to 1315 code for a protein of 431 amino acids. Lineage: Eukaryota; Metazoa; Priapulida; Priapulimorpha; Priapulimorphida; Priapulidae.
CUCGAUCACCGCCCGCUCGAUGGAACCUUCUCUUCCUUCUGCUUCUUCUUCUCUGAAACCGUACGCGUGUGACACGUGCAGUUAUCGAUGCUCCCAGAGUCAACGGUUGAAGGAGCACGCGCGCACGCACACGGGAGAGAAACCGUAUGCGUGCGAUGUAUGCGAGUACAGGAGUUCUCUGCUGGCGCAUCUCAAGAAUCACGCGCGCACGCACACGGGAGAGAAACCGUACGCGUGCGAUGUAUGUGGCUCCGCCUACAACUCCUCCGGCAGCCUCAAGACGCACUUUCUCACGCACACGGGCCAGAAACGUUACGCGUGUGACGCGUGCGAGUACAGGACUUGCUCCCGCAACAGCCUGAACAGGCACGCGCGCACGCACACGGGAGAGAAACCGUACGCGUGUGAUGUAUGCGAGUACAGGUGUUCUCGGCCUGCGAAUCUCCAGAUGCACGCGCGCACGCACACGGGAGAGAAACCGUACGCGUGUGAUGUAUGCGAGUACAGGUGUUCUCGGCCUGCGAAUCUCCAGAUGCACGCACGCACGCACACGGGAGAGAAACCGUACGCGUGCGACAUAUGCGGCUCCGCCUACACCACCUCCAGCAGCCUCAAGACGCACUUUCUCACGCACACGGGAGAGAAACCGUACGCGUGCGACAUAUGCGGCUCCGUCUACACCACCUCCGGCAGCCUGAAGCAGCACUUUCUCACGCACACGGGCCAGAAACCUUACGCGUGUGACGAGUGCGAGUACAUAACUUGCCUCCGCGGCAACCUGAAGAGGCACGCGCUAACGCACACGGGAGAGAAACCGUAUGCGUGCGAUGUAUGCGAGUUCAGGAGUGCUGACCUGCCGUAUCUCAAGAUCCACGCGCGCACGCACACGGGAGAGAAACCCUACGCGUGUGACGCAUGCGAGUACAGGACUUGCUCCAUCAGCACCCUGAAGAGGCACGCGCUAACGCACACGGGAGAGAAACCGUACGCGUGCGAUACAUGCGGUUACACCUGCACCACCUCCAGCAGCCUCAAGAUCCACGCGCGCACGCACACGGGAGAUAAACCGUACGCGUGCGACAAAUGCGGCUCUGCCUACACCACCUCCGGCAGCCUCAAGACGCACUUUCUCACGCACACGGGAGAGAAACCGUACGCGUGUGAUGCGUGCGAGUACAGGACUUGCUCCCGCGGCAACCUGAAGAAGCACGCGCUAACGCACACGGGAGAGAAACCGUACGCGUGCGAUGUAUGCGAGUACAGGAGUUAUCGGCUGCGGGAUCUCAAGAGCCACGUGCGCACGCACACGGGAUAAGCGUGCGACACAUGACGUGAAUACAGGUGUAUGAGCGCCAGCGACCUCAAGGUGCACUUUCUCUCGCACACAGGCGAGAAACCGUACGCGUGUGACAUCUGCUCUUUCAGCGGCUUAUCCUCGGCCGCUCUCUCGAAACACAUGCGCACGCAGUCGCACCGAAGAAAGGCCAUGUUCAAUCAAUCGUGAGUGAUGUGAUGGACGGGUUAAACAGCUAAUUCGUCAGACAUUAAACGUGUGGAUACAGGACUGGUGCACUCUCUCCAGUAGACUCCAGUGACGUACACUCCGGCUUGUAUAAGAGAAGAAAUCCUGAAAGGCGAUGUGCAUGCAAUCAUGAGUGAUGGGACUGACAUUCUACCGAUUAAACAGUUAAUAAGCCAGUUCGUAGUUACGCACUGGCGUCCUAUGAUGUCAUCGGGUCAUAGGUCAUUUGUACAUAGCUGAAAAGUUGGAUCGCGCUUUCGCUCGUACGCACUUGCAGUAUACUACUACAUAGUAUGCAUGAAUGCUAUACAAAAGCAAUGUAAAAUCGUGCGUGCGUUUGUUUUCUGUACUGAACCGAUCGACUAUCUGCCUGUGCUUUUUAUUUUUUGGAUUUUUA